Phlebotomus argentipes is the source of this 2522-nucleotide messenger RNA. RefSeq lists its product as uncharacterized. The coding region runs from base 327 to 2411 and encodes 694 amino acids. Gene Ontology annotation, biological process: monocarboxylic acid transport; transmembrane transport. The transcript has 7 exons. The record is from RefSeq and is a predicted model, not a curated record. Lineage: Eukaryota; Metazoa; Arthropoda; Insecta; Diptera; Psychodidae. Gene Ontology annotation, molecular function: monocarboxylic acid transmembrane transporter activity.
UCGAGAGGCACUCAAUUAGUUCAGCACAGUUCGUCACGAGGGGAAGCACGCGCUGGUCCCGUCUAUUAUCGCAUUUUUUCCUCUCACAAUCUCUGGUCAAACUGAUAUUCUAAAUAGCUCGCGCUCCUCAACUGUGAAAGUGUUAAUGAAAUGCUGUAAAUCAACGUGCAUGAUCGCGAUCGAUAAGCCGUGUUCAGUGAGUGAAUUUUCCAGUGAUAAGAUUGCAAGUGAAAAGGCUGACAGACUCGCUGAAGUCAUAACAGUUUUAUGUGCGCGCGCUCGUCAAAAUAAACACUUCCAUGUGACAUCAAAGACGCGCAGAAAUCAUGGAGACGAUCAAGAAGAAUGAUCAAAAGGCGAAGAAGAAGAUCAACAGAUCGCAGCUGGGGCCGAACUUUGUUCCAGCCGACGGCGGCUGGGGAUGGAUUGUGGCAAUUGCAGCGGGAUUCUCAAAUCUGUGCGCCCUUCCCGUCCUCCAGCAAUUUGGGCUGCUGUUCAGGGAACGCAUGUCGGCACUCGAGAUCAGCAGCUCGCAGAUCACGACGAUCAUCAACAUGAAUCAGUGCCUGACGUCGUGUAUCGGUCUGGCCAAUGGGCCUCUCUUCCGGCGCUUUACCUACCGCCAAGUGGCCUAUGGCGCGGCACUUGUGAUCGUGACGGGCCUCAUUCUCACGUCACUCGCGGACUCCUUUAUCACAUACCUCUUCACGUUCUCAGUGCUCUACGGACUCGGCACUGGCGUGUCAAUGUCAGCCAAUGCGCUCGCGCUCAACACGUACUUCAGGGAGAAGCGUCGCAUGGCCACCAGCUUCUCCUGGACAGUGACUGCCCUGGGGCCCAUCGUCUUGCCGCACUUGAUCACGUACACCCUCGAUGAGUAUGGGAUUCAAGGUUCCGUAUUGAUAUUUGCGGGCAUCGCUUGCCACACAUUUGCAACUGCGUCCAUUUUUCAGCCUGCGCAGUGGCACAGUCGCACGCCCGGCGGCGACCAGGAAAAUUUGCUCCAGAAGACCGCCAAGGAUGCCAAUGAGGAGUGCGCGUAUUGCAAGAGUCUCAAGGCGAGACAGAACGGAGGAUUUCCCUACUUGUACAACUCCGACGAUCCCAAUGUCACGGGAUACGAGAUCACGGAUCCGGGAACGCCAAUGUUGGCUCUGGCCAAUGACGGAUGGUAUUCCGGAUCGGGCAUGAGAUCGGCUUAUGGCUCGAAGUGGUCGCUGACGUCGCAGAAGACGGGAAAAUUGGAUGUGGAGUCCAAGAAGACCUCAGCCAAAGCCUCUACACAAAAUCUCGUGCUCUCCAGUCGACCUUCUUAUGUGAAUCUUGGUGAAAUGGCCGGAAGACGCGAUCGUCGACCCACGAAGCCCAUGAUUGAGGAGGUUGAGGUGGAGGAUUGUCCGAGUCACAAAGCUCCGCAGGAUUUGUCGGAAAUGGAGAAAUCCACAAUUCCUCCAACUCCAGCUGUUUUCCUCCAACUGCCAACGUCUGAGGAAGCGAAGUACAUUCGAGACAACUACAGUCUUCGAUCUCUGAGGAAUCCACCUGAAUUCGAUCGUCGCCGGAAGUCCAACACUUUCAGUGUGGAAAAGGAGGUGCUGAAGGAAGCCUCCCGGCGUCUUGAGAUCUAUCUGAAUGACGGCAGGAAGAAGAGCGCAGGCGGAGACAAGUGCACCUGCGAGAAGGGCAUCAAGACGCCAAACAACAGCCUGAAAGAUGAACCGAUGGAGUGCAAUGACAAGGAUGAGGAGGAGAUUGACGAGAAGAAGUUCACACUUAUGCAGAAGAUUGUGAUUUUCUUCGAUCUGGACUUACUCAAAGACUUCACUUAUGUCAAUCUCAUGGUUGGCAUCACAGUGGCUAAUUUCGCGGAGAUCAACUUUAGCAUCCUUACGCCGUUUAUCCUGGGAGACUUUGGCUACAGCAAGAAGGAGACGGCCUUGCUGAUGUCCUUGCUGGCUGGAAUGGACAUCGGAGUGAGAUUCUUCAUCCCAUUCGUGGCGGGAAGAAUUGGAUGGGACAACAAGACUUUCUUCCUCUUUGGAGUCCUGGGAAUGGCCAUGGGAAGAGUAGUCUUGGCGCAUUUUCAAUCCUUCUGGAUUGUUGUGGCGGUUUUCUGCUGCAUUGGACUGGGAAAAGGACUCAGGACUGUCUUCAUGGCGCUCGUAUUACCAAGCUACGUUCCUCUGGAUCGACUUCCUGCCGCCACAGGACUGCAACUGCUGUUCGCAGGGAUAUUUUACUUCGCCGUCGGACCAUUAGUCGGUUUGAUAAGGGACGCCACUGACUUCCCCACAACUCUUCACUGCCUCAAUGUCGCCACGUACUUAACAGCACUGUCCUGGGGAUUCGAGAAGUACCUGCAAUGGCGCCGGGAGAGACUCAAGAAGCGCCAACUCGAGAGUGAUAGUUAGGAUAUUUCUCGCGGUCUGUGAUCACUGGAAAAGACUUGUAGGAAAAGAGUGGACAUUCUGUGAGAUAGUUUUAAGUCUGUAGAUGUGCAAUAAAAUCUUAAUGCGUUUCUG